Messenger RNA from Arabidopsis lyrata subsp. lyrata, 1498 nucleotides. RefSeq names its product probable beta-1,3-galactosyltransferase 13. Lineage: Eukaryota; Viridiplantae; Streptophyta; Magnoliopsida; Brassicales; Brassicaceae. The record is from RefSeq and is a predicted model, not a curated record. The coding region runs from base 145 to 1176 and encodes 343 amino acids. Gene Ontology annotation, cellular component: Golgi membrane. Gene Ontology annotation, molecular function: hexosyltransferase activity. The transcript is spliced from 7 exons.
AUACACAUAAAUCCGUGCAUCUUCAAAAGGAUCCGACCCGAAUCCACCUGAGCUGAAUAAACAAAACAAAAAAAAAAAACCGUUACAAAAGCUUCCGGGAAAGUGGAUCCGCCGUAGCUGGAGGAUCCGUUCGUUAGCAAAAUCAUGCCAUCUUCUCCUAAGCUGUUUAACGCGCGGCCAUCACUCUUCACGCGCCGAUCGACGCCUUUGAUCGUCUUCACCUCUCUUGCUAUCGGUCUAACCGGUUUCCUUUUCGGAUUAUCCACGAUUCUUUUCCCGGGUCUCCGGUUAUCCGGCCGGACUUGCCUCACCAACUUGCCUCCGAAGACGGUUAAAAUCGCCUGGGACGUAGUUGGAAAUAGUAUCGUUAAUGGCGAAGUCAAAAGGCACAAGGUUAUGGGAUUCGUCGGAAUCCAGACCGGAUUCAGAUCUGCUGGCCGGAGACGAGCUCUCAGGAACACAUGGAUGCCGUCCGAUCCCGAAGGCCUUCGACGAUUGGAGGAAUCAACAGGAUUGGCCAUUAGAUUUAUUAUAGGCAAAACCAAAGAUGAGGCCAAAAUGGCUGAGCUUAGAAGGGAAAUCGCAGAGUACGAUGACUUUAUACUGCUAGAUCUCGAGGAGGAGUAUAGUAAGCUCCCCUACAAAACUUUGGCUUUCUUCAAAGCUGCAUACGCCUUAUAUGAUUCAGAAUUCUAUGUCAAAGCUGAUGAUGAUAUAUACUUGAGGCCAGAUCGGUUGUCUUUGCUGUUGGCUAAAGAGCGAAGUCACUCGCAGACAUACCUCGGAUGCCUGAAAAAAGGUCCGGUUUUCACAGAUCCAAAGCUCAAAUGGUAUGAACCUUUGGCAGAUCUGCUCGGGAAAGAGUACUUUCUUCAUGCUUAUGGCCCCAUAUAUGCUCUUUCUGCUGAUGUUGUCACUAGUUUGGUUGCCCUCAAGAACAACAGUUUCAGGAUGUUUAGCAAUGAGGACGUGACUAUAGGUGCGUGGAUGCUGGCAAUGAACGUUAACCACGAGAACCUUCACACCCUUUGUGAACCAGAGUGCUCACCAUACUCCAUUGCUGUUUGGGAUAUACCGAAAUGCUCAGGGCUCUGUAACCCAGAGAAAAGGAUGUUGGAACUUCACAACCUAGAGAGCUGCUCAAAAACCCCGACUUUGCCAUCGGAUGAGGAAUGAUAUACCCUCUAAUAUAUAAUUCUUUAAUGAUCGAAGACCCCAGGCGUAACAAUAUGCAGAUCUCUUUCUCUGACAUGUCCGCCAUUGGAGUAGCUCGACACAGAUUGUUCAAGCCUGUUUUACUUACUCUGCUCUGUUUUUUUCGGUGGAAAUGCGAGAAAAGCAACGAGAAUUGAUCUCGCUUAAACGGCUUUAGGGAUUUUUUAAACUAGGGUUAGAUAUUUUGGUGUAUCACAAGUUUUGGGCACUACCUUGUUGUACAAGUAUAAGAUUAAACUAAUCUAAUAAUAAUAACAAUCUCAAUGUUUUUUGCACUUGUGAA